AUGCCCUGGUACCUCUCCGUCAUCCAUGAGAAGGAAGUCCAGCGCCUCUCCAAGCUGGAGACGCAGAUUCAGAAGAAAGACGAGGAGAUUUUAGCACUCCAGGAGGAAAGGGAGGCCCUGAAGAAGCAGCUGAAAUCCGUCCUCAAAAGCAAAGGGCAAGAGAUCCCUGUGCCCCAGUAUAAGAGGGAGCGGCCCUCUGAGGCUACAGUGAGGGUGGGCAGGUUGAGCAUCCUGAAGAUGGCCCACAGGGACAGGGAGGACGAGCUGUGGUGCUACGAGCAGGUGCGGCUCCGCCCAGGAGCCCCGGGCUGCCUCAGGCAGUGGGAGGGAGACCUGGCCCCAAGGUAUUCCUGCCCGCAGCCCUGACCUGGGGUGGCCCUCGGCACGGGCUCUCAGCCACCCUCUGGCCUGGCCCAGCCCCCUGCCUUCCCCUCGUAGGUGCAAGAGGAGUGUGCGGUGGCUGAGGAGAGAGGCAAGGAGGAAGAGGGUCCACAAGGGGAGUCCCCGGGGGCGGAGGGCGAGAGAGUGAAGGGUCGGGUGGGCGAGACGGUGGCUGAGCACCCGGAGGCCAACGAGGAGGAGGAGAAGGAGGAAGCGGAGAAAGAAGAGGAGGAGGAGGAGAAGGAGGAAGAGGAGGAGAAGGAGGAGGAUGAGGAGCUGCUGGAGGAGGAGGAGGAGCUGGCCCAGGGAAGCACCUCCACUCCGGGCGAGUCCUUUGAGGAGGAGCUGCUGGCCCAGCUGGAGGAGUACGAGCAGGUGAUCCUGGAGUUCCAGUACGAGCUGGAGGUCACCAGGAACAGAUACUCCCUGUCGACAGGCGCCAUCACGUCCUUACAGCAGCAAGUGAACUUCCUAGAAUCCCAGCUGCGGAAGGUCAACACCGAGAAGGACACGCUCCAGAAGGAGCUCCGGGAGCGGAAGCAGCAGCUGCAGGCCAUGAGCGAGAAGUUCUCCAACCUUCGUGAGGAUAAGAAACACCAGGAGAUGAUGGGGUGUAUCGAGAAGGACAACCUUCUCCUCCGGCAGCGGGUGUCAGAGUUGGAAGGUGAGCUCAGGAAGCAGGACAACGUCAUUUCCGAGCUGGAGGCCAGGGUCAGCCAGCUGCAGACCCAGGUUGAGCAGGAUGAGAACAGCCUGCAGAGGUGGAAGCGGCUGCAGGAGGACCAGCAGAGCAGGAUGGAGGCGGUGCGGCAGGAGGAGCAGCUGACCCACGUGGCCCUGGAGAGCGCCCAGGCCAGGCUUGAAAGACUAAGGAGUAAGAUCAUCCAGGCCACAUUUAGCAUCUCUGGGGCCAAGUCCUUGACCAGCGAGAUCACUGAUAAUGACAUCCUGGAAGCUCUGCAGCUGAUCAUCACAGAGAGAACCGACUACUACAACCAGCUGAAGCAGAAAGGCGUCAAAGUACCCCCCCUGCACCAGACGGAGAUCACCUUACCCACCAAGUUGAAGAAGGGGACCUCCAAGUAG
Otolemur garnettii (small-eared galago) is the source of this 1467-nucleotide messenger RNA. RefSeq names its product coiled-coil domain containing 27 (gene CCDC27). Lineage: Eukaryota; Metazoa; Chordata; Mammalia; Primates; Galagidae. The record is from RefSeq and is a predicted model, not a curated record. The transcript is spliced from 8 exons.